Messenger RNA from Ectocarpus sp. CCAP 1310/34, 309 nucleotides. Lineage: Eukaryota; Phaeophyceae; Ectocarpales; Ectocarpaceae. The record is from the annotation of a GenBank genome assembly.
AUGCCUGAGUUGGAUGUGGGCAUUGGCCAAAGAAUCGAGUUCAGGUACACUGAUCUGAAAAAAAUCAAGCAGCAAGGACUCAAGACAUCUGACUUGGACAAGCUUGACAUCAAGAACCCUCUUCAACGCAGGUUCCUGAUGGAUGUGGGCAGAUCUCCUUUCCGCACGGCGCUGAAGGUGUCUAUCGUCGGCCAUCGAUCGUUCGGGGAUAUUGUGAUGUUCAAGGUGGUGGCAGAGUGGCGGGCGUGGUACUCGAAGACAGAGAAACUGUACACCGACUUCAAUAAGCUACACAACAAGCUGCGGUGA